Messenger RNA from Centrocercus urophasianus (Greater sage-grouse), 1827 nucleotides. It is a transcript of the gene STK32C, whose product is annotated as serine/threonine kinase 32C. Gene Ontology annotation, biological process: regulation of signal transduction; G protein-coupled receptor signaling pathway; protein phosphorylation. Bases 7 to 1287 code for a protein of 426 amino acids. The transcript is spliced from 12 exons. NCBI's taxonomy places the organism in Eukaryota, Metazoa, Chordata, Aves, Galliformes, Phasianidae. Gene Ontology annotation, molecular function: ATP binding; G protein-coupled receptor kinase activity; G protein-coupled receptor binding. The record is from RefSeq and is a predicted model, not a curated record.
GGCCCGAUGUUCCACUGGGGCAAGUGGAAAAAGAGGAUGGGAGCGAGCGCCUCCUCCUCCAAGAGACCCGUGUUCGACGAGCGGGAGGACGUGAACUUUGACCACUUCCAGAUUCUCCGGGCGAUUGGGAAGGGAAGCUUUGGCAAGGUGUGCAUUGUGCAGAAGAGAGACACUGAGAAGAUGUAUGCCAUGAAGUACAUGAACAAGCAGCAGUGCAUCGAGAGGGACGAGGUCCGCAAUGUGUUCCGGGAGCUGGAGAUCCUGCAGGAGAUUGAGCACGUGUUCCUGGUGAACCUCUGGUACUCCUUCCAGGACGAGGAGGACAUGUUCAUGGUGGUGGACCUGCUGCUCGGCGGGGACCUGCGCUACCACCUGCAGCAGAACGUGCAGUUCACGGAGGAGACGGUCAGGCUGUACCUCUGUGAGAUGGCCCUGGCGCUGGACUACCUGCGCAGCCAGCACAUCAUUCACAGAGAUGUAAAACCAGACAACAUUCUCCUGGAUGAGCAAGGUCACGCACACUUAACAGAUUUUAAUAUUGCAACAAUAAUUAGGGAUGGUGAAAGAGCAACUGCGCUAGCUGGAACAAAGCCAUACAUGGCUCCGGAGAUUUUCCAUUCCUUCCUGAGUGGUGGCACGGGUUACUCCUUCGAAGUGGAUUGGUGGUCACUGGGAAUCAUGGCUUACGAGCUCCUCCGUGGCUGGAGGCCGUAUGACAUCCACUCCAGCAACCCGGUGGAGUCCCUGGUGCAGCUGUUCAGCACCGUCAGCGUUCAGUACUCAUCCACGUGGUCAAAGGAGAUGGUUGCUCUGCUGCGAAAGCUGCUGACGGUGAACCCCGAGCACCGCUUCUCCUGCCUGGCCGACAUCCAGACAUCAGCAUAUCUCUCUGCCGUGCCCUGGGGCGAUGUCUGCCAGAAGCGCCUGGAGCCGGGCUUUGUCCCCAACAAGGGCCGCCUGCACUGCGACCCCACCUUCGAGCUGGAGGAGAUGAUCCUGGAGUCCAGGCCCCUGCACAAGAAGAAGAAGAGGCUGGCGAAGAACAAAUCACGGGACAACAGCAAGGACAGCUCGCAGUCUGAAAAUGACUAUCUCCAGGAAUGCCUUGAAGCUAUCCAGCAAGACUUUGUCAUCUUUAACAGAGAGAAGCUGAAGAAGAGCCAGGAGCAGACCGGCGAGUCCACGUCUGCCCCCGAGAGCACCACUGAGGCUGAGACUGAGGCUGAGGCUGAGCCCUCCAACCUGAGCAUGUGCAGCUCCGUGUGCUCCUCGGCGGGCAGCAGCUAAGCUGAGGCCGCCCUGCUGCCGCCCACUGCCGCCUGCCCUGGGUUGCACUGAGUGCCUCUGGCAGUGCCCUGCGGCACCUGGCACAGCAGCUCAUCCUGCAGCGUUGUAGCAAAACAGUUCUCACAGAGCUGAGCUCUGGAUUUACACAGGCACCAGUUCCACUCACUGAGGUGCUGCCGUGGGUAAGGAUACUCGCUAUGCAACUUGUCGGAGGAAGGAGACUUAUUUCAUUACUUGUUCUUUUAUAAUGUCAGAUUGCUGUUUUAAUGCAGUGCGAUGGCAACGUGAGAAGUUACAUCUCCAAGAUGGGAAGCCAGCAGGAGGAAAGCUGGAUGGGUGGCUCACGCUGUAUGAGGCACCGCUGCUAGCGAGGGCUGCGUGGGGCCGAGUGCUCCCACUGUGAGCUGGGGCUGCCCCUGCUGCAGCCACAUCUGGAGCAGGAUGGCCCUGCAGCUCAGGGAUGGCGUAGGCAAACUGUUGUCCCCUCACCACUGCCAGAGUGUCCUUCCCGACUUGGGGUAAAUAAAUGUUCUUUGUGCA